UAUUUCUCCCCACUUUUUCUCCAUUUCUCAUUAAAUUCCCUUUGCCAAAAGCUUUAACUUUUUUUAUAACUUAGCAUCAUCAAAUUCACAAUUACAUUCCACUUUGGGAGUCUGGGUAUUUGUAUUUCUUCCAAACCAAGAAUCUGUGAUAUCAAAACAAUGCCACCAAGAAACCUUCUUGUUUUCUUGCUGUUUCUCUUUCCCCUCCUCUUCACCUUCGAUUCCCCAUUUAUAAUCUUAGCUGAAAGUACCAGCUUUAAUUUCCCAUUCUUCACUGUUAGGAACCUCACUCUCCUUGGUGAUUCUCAUCUUAAAAAUGGCGUUAUAGGCCUAACCAGGGAGACUGCUGUUCCUUCUUCCAGCUCAGGUACCCUCAUCUACAACCACCCAAUUCAUUUUCUCGAUCAAGAUUCCAAUAUCACUGCUUCUUUCUCCACCACAUUCUCUUUUACCAUCGACAGUGUCGACCCCACCUCUUUCGGUGAUGGUUUAACCUUCUUUCUUUCACCUGAUAACCAAACCCUUGGGAGUUCAGGUGGGUAUCUUGGUCUUGCUAAUUCUUCAGAUUUGGCCAAGAACAAGUUUUUAGCCAUUGAGUUUGAUACCAAGCUUGAUACUCGGUUCAAUGAUUCCAAUGACAAUCAUGUCGGUUUGGAUGUUAACUCCCUCAAUUCAAUCAAGGCUACUGAUGCAUUGUUGCAAGAUAUCGAUUUGAAGAGUGGGAAUUUGAUCACUGCUUGGAUUGUUUACAAGAAUGAUUUGAGGGUCUUGAAUGUUUUCUUGAGUUAUUCAACUGUAAAGCCUCCAACACCAUUGUUGUCUGUGGAUAUUGAUUUGUCUGGAUACCUUAAAGAGUACGUGUUUGUUGGGUUUUCAGCAUCAACAGAAGGGAGUACAGGCAUUCACUCGAUUGAGAAUUGGAGUUUCAAGACUUUUGGUUUCCUUCCCGUGAGACCAAGAUCACAUCCUCACAACGUAUCCGGUAGUUCAGUCACAGUACCAUCAGCUGUUCCUGCAUCAAAUUCUACCAAUAAACACCACAAGAGGCUUGGUUUAGGACUUGGGAUUGCCGGUCCAGCCUUCUUUUUUGUCGUGCUUGCUGUUUUCGGUUAUGUAUCAGUGAAGAAAUGGAAGGAUAUGAGAAUAGAAAAGAAUCUGAAAGCAGAGAUUUUGGCAGGGCCUAGGGAGUUUAGUUACAAAGAACUGUAUGCAGCCACAAGAGGCUUUCACUCAAGUAGAAUCAUAGGGCGGGGUGCGUUCGGGAAUGUUUACAAGGCCAUCUUCGCCUCUUCGGGGUGUGUUAGUGCGGUGAAAAGAUCAAAACACUCCCGUGAAGGUAAAACCGAGUUCCUUGCUGAAUUGUCUAUCAUAGCUGGUUUGAGGCACAAGAAUCUGGUUCAGCUACAAGGUUGGUGUGCUGAGAAAGGUGAAUUGUUGCUUGUUUAUGAGUUUAUGCCUAAUGGAAGCCUUGAUACUCUGCUUCAUCAACACCCAGAGAAUGGCUUAUUGCUGACAUGGUCCCAUAGACAAAAUAUUGCUGUCCGAUUGGCCUCUGUCUUAGCUUACCUGCACCAAGAAUGUGAACAACAAGUCAUUCACAGAGACAUAAAGACAAGUAAUAUAAUGCUUGAUGGUAACUUUAAUCCAAGACUUGGUGAUUUCGGAUUGGCAAGGCUGAUGGAUCAUGACAAGAGUCCUGUUUCAACACUUACUGCUGGCACCAUGGGCUACCUUGCCCCUGAAUAUCUUCAGUACGGGAAAGCAACCGAGAAAACUGAUGUUUUCAGCUACGGUGUCGUUAUUCUUGAAGUAGCUUGUGGUAGAAGGCCGAUAGAGAGGGAAGUAAACAGCCAGAAAAUGGUGAAUUUGAUUGACUGGGUGUGGGGCUUGCUUGGUGAGGGAAGAAUCAUUGAAGCAGCUGAUAAAAGGUUGAAAGGGGAUUUCAAUGAGGAAGAAAUGAGGAAGUUGUUGCUUGUAGGUUUGAGCUGUGCACACCCUGAUAGUGCUGAGAGGCCUUCAAUCAGGAGAAUCCUUCAGAUCCUUAACAAUGAGGCGGAUCCAAUAGCCGUGCCGAAGAUGAAACCGAGUCUCACUUUCUCUUGUAGCUUAACUGUUGAGGACAUUGUUUCAGAUGAUGAAGAAAGCAAAACAACUCAAAGCUGAUACGAGUUGGAUACAAAAUUCAUUGAUUGUUUGAUUCUUUCAUUUUUGCUUAUACCAUCAUUAUAAUAUUACUUCAUUUCAGUGCUCAUCUGAGACUAGGAGUUCAUUAGUGUGAGUUCAAAAGUACUGCAUUGAACUAUGUGGUCUCUGCUGUAAUCUGAAGAUAAAUUUACAAAGUUCUGACAUGUUCUCUUGCUGUCAUCCGCCAUUGUUAGCUAUCUUUACUGAUAUAAAACUUGACUCUAUUCACACUCA
This is a messenger RNA of Gossypium raimondii (Peruvian cotton), 2418 nucleotides long. Its product is annotated as probable L-type lectin-domain containing receptor kinase S.7. Gene Ontology annotation, molecular function: ATP binding; carbohydrate binding; protein kinase activity. The transcript has a single exon. Gene Ontology annotation, biological process: protein phosphorylation. The record is from RefSeq and is a predicted model, not a curated record. Bases 160 to 2163 code for a protein of 667 amino acids. Gene Ontology annotation, cellular component: plasma membrane. Lineage: Eukaryota; Viridiplantae; Streptophyta; Magnoliopsida; Malvales; Malvaceae.